Molecule: messenger RNA, 360 nt
Organism: Histoplasma mississippiense
Lineage: Eukaryota; Fungi; Ascomycota; Eurotiomycetes; Onygenales; Ajellomycetaceae
Exons: 2
Coding region: 1-360 (119 amino acids)
Source: RefSeq, a predicted model, not a curated record
AUGGCCUAUGGCCAGUCCACUGAGGACAACUGCAGGGAGCUCCUGCGCAUGCAUCGGGCAUGCGAGGAGUGGGCAGCACGGCACGGGGCGGUCUUUGCCCUCCAGAAGUAUGAGCUAAUGCACUUCACACGGGCGCGCAACCAAUUCAACCUACAGGCUGAGCUGAGACUGCCAGGACAAACUAUACAACCGAAACAGGUGAUGAGGGUAUUGGGUGUAUGUGGCAGGGGCAUACAAAAGAACCCCAACAAGCACACUGGAAGCGGAAACCCACACAGUACCCUUAGACAUCCACCUGGAUGGGCUAGUGGCAAAGGCGGUCAACAGGAUGAAGGCCUCAGGAAUGGCGCAACAAAUUGA